AUGAUAAAAGGCGUUAGUAGGGCCGAAGCGGAAGCGAUAACGCUAGCCACUACUGAACCUGGUUGGCUGGUUUGGUUGGUUUGGCUUUAUCCGCCAAUACCCCGGGUUGUAUGGGGUAUGGGAUGGGGGAGACAGAAGGAUAAGGCGGAAACUGAGCCCCCAAGACAGGAAACUGUUGUAUCUCAACCAAGUUAUCUGUCCAGACCUCACCUCAUACUCACCACGUCAGUGACACGAUCUACAUCCCUCUUCGUCUCUCCCCAGAACAAGAACAAGAAUCUGGAGAAAACAGAACAUGCCCUCCCCACGUUUCUGUUUCUGCCCUUCUCCGGACCCCCUCCUCCCAUCAAAACCUCCCCUGAAAAGGCAACGCAAAAAGCCUGCCUGCUCGCUCGCUCGCUCGCCACCCCGGACGCGGAGAUGGCGGAAAACCGGUCUUUGGAUGUUUGUUGGUGUGGGAAACCAAACAUUGAUCUCCGGGCCGCUAGCUAG
Messenger RNA from Morchella sextelata, 492 nucleotides. RefSeq lists its product as uncharacterized. The transcript is spliced from 8 exons. The record is from RefSeq and is a predicted model, not a curated record. The coding region runs from base 1 to 492 and encodes 163 amino acids. NCBI's taxonomy places the organism in Eukaryota, Fungi, Ascomycota, Pezizomycetes, Pezizales, Morchellaceae.